Messenger RNA from Paramuricea clavata, 159 nucleotides. Lineage: Eukaryota; Metazoa; Cnidaria; Anthozoa; Malacalcyonacea; Plexauridae. The record is from the annotation of a GenBank genome assembly.
AUGGCGAAAUUAGACACCUUGGACGAUAUUCAGAAGCGAAUUGUCUGUGUUGAACAAGAUUUCAAACAAAUGAAAACUUCUCUUGAAUUCCCUCACGCAGAAGUCAAAGACUUGGAAGAUGAAGUUGAAAGAACCAAGAAAACAGAAAAAGAAAUCUAA